Messenger RNA from Neltuma alba, 1462 nucleotides. Its product is annotated as flavanone 3-dioxygenase 2. The transcript has 3 exons. The coding region runs from base 1 to 1029 and encodes 342 amino acids. NCBI's taxonomy places the organism in Eukaryota, Viridiplantae, Streptophyta, Magnoliopsida, Fabales, Fabaceae. The record is from RefSeq and is a predicted model, not a curated record.
AUGGCAGACGUAGACGUAGCCUUCAUCCAAGAACCUCCACACAGACCCAACCCCUCUCUCAUACAAGAGGCCCAAGGCAUCCCUCUCAUCGACCUCUCUUGCCCCGACGUGGACGCCCUCGUCGACGACGUAGGCCAUGCCUGCAGGCAAUGGGGCUUCUUCCAGAUCAUCAACCACGGCGUUCCGCCAGAUCGCCGGCACAAGCUGGAGGAGGUGGCGAGUAAGUUCUUCCACCUGAGCCUCGACGAGAAGAGGAAGGUCAGGAGAGACGUCCGGAAGGUGUUGGGGUAUUACGACACAGAACACACCAAGAAUGUGAGGGAUUGGAAGGAGGUGUAUGAUUAUGCGGUGCAAGAACCCACUCUCGCCGCGGCCUCCCUGGAUGAGGACGACGACCGAGUGGCUCACUGGGAGAAUCAGUGGCCUGAAAACCCUCCAGAAAUGAGGGAGGUGUGUCAGGAAUACGCGAAGGAGAUGGUGGAACUGGGUAAGAGAUUGAUGGAACUAAUCGCUAUGAGCCUGGGGCUACCAGCAGGGAGGUUUGAGGAAUUCUUGAAGGACCCAACCAGCACCAUGAGACUAAAUUAUUACCCACCUUGUCCUUCGCCUCACCUUACCCUCGGUGUGGGUCGCCACAAAGAUCCCGGAGUCUUAACCAUCCUUGCUCAGGACGACGUCGGUGGCCUCGAGGUGAAGCGAAAGUCCGAUGGCCAAUGGGUUGCCGUCAAACCCAUCCCCAAUGCCUAUAUCAUUAACGUCGCCGAUGUUAUCCAGGUGUGGACGAACGGAGAAUAUGAGAGCGUAGAGCACAGGGUUAUGGUGAACUCGACAAAGGAAAGGUUUUCAAUUCCAUACUUUUUGAAUCCUUCGCACUACACAGUGGUGAAGCCCCUGGAGGAGUUGACGGAUGAGCAAAACCCAGCCAAGUACAGGCCUUAUAAAUGGGGCAAGUUUCAACUCAGGAGGAAGCUCAGUAACUUCAUGAAACUGGACACCGAAAAUAUCCAGAUCCAGCAUUUCAAGGUUUAAUUAGUGUCUGCCGUACUAUUUAAGCAUAUUAGUCCAAGUAUAGAGUGAACAUAUUGGAAUGGAGCCUUGGCGUGGCCGUGGUGUUUGAUGAUGAUAUAAAUGUAGGUCUUUUUUCUUUUAUUUGUGAAGUGAUUGUAUUUACUUGAAGAGCAAUGGCAUAAUGAGCGUAGCUUGUGGUGUUAAUUGCGCCUUUCAUUUCUUCUGCGCAUUCAAAUAUUUGUUAGGAAAUUACAGAAUCAGUGGGGACUCAAGCCCCGCAGCAUACCAACCUUAAUGCAGGCCUAUUACCCGUCUGCCUAAUUGAGCUGUGAGUACCACUUGGGCUUCUCGGCCCAAAUAUUAAAGAAGGAUGGUAAUUUGGGUUUGGGCCGAAGUACAACAUAUGUAGUUUGUCGCAAAUUCUAUUGUUGAAAUUUAAAGCCCAAUGCCUUGA